GCGCCGGGCUCUAUGAGGGGCACUGGUGGCGCUGACGGGUCCGCGGGUGGGCCAUAAUGCCGUGACCGGACAGCAACGGGAGAACGCGCAUGGCUCCACCUGCCGGGCGGAGUGAGACAGAACGGCGCUCACCCGCAGCCACUUCCGCGACCUACGGCAGCCGGCGGGGGUCAAGCGACGAGCGGCGGCGCUGCGUGUGUGCGUCACUGCGUAUGUGCGCCACUUCCGGCUGGCGGCGGCGGCGGGAGCACCAUGCCCAAGUUUUACUGUGAUUACUGUGACACGUACCUCACCCAUGACUCGCCCUCCGUGAGAAAAACCCACUGCAGCGGCCGGAAGCACAAAGAGAACGUGAAAGACUAUUACCAGAAAUGGAUGGAGGAGCAAGCCCAGAGCCUGAUUGAUAAAACAAUAGCGGCUGCAUUCCAGCAAGGGAAAAUUCCACCGACGCCGUUUUCGGCACCACCUCCAGCUGGAGCCAUGAUUCCRCCUCCUCCCAGCAUCCCUGGCCCCCCCCGGCCUGGCAUGAUGCCAGCCCCACACAUGGGGGGGCCCCCGAUGAUGCCAAUGAUGGGCCCACCCCCCCCGGGAAUGAUGCCAGUCGGACCUGCUCCCGGGAUGAGGCCACCCAUGGGAGGACACAUGCCAAUGAUGCCAGGGCCCCCAAUGAUGAGACCCCCCUCCAGACCCAUGAUGGUGCCAACCAGGCCAGGAAUGACCCGUCCAGACAGAUAAAGGUGGAGAUGAAGCUGCCAUUUCAUAUUAGGACCUUCCCUAUGAUAAAUGCCACAGACCUGUGUCCCCUGGGGUUUUGUACUCAGUGUGUGGAGGGACUCUGCUGUCACCUCAGCGUGCG
Messenger RNA from Malurus melanocephalus (red-backed fairy wren), 856 nucleotides. It is a transcript of the gene SNRPC, whose product is annotated as small nuclear ribonucleoprotein polypeptide C. The record is from RefSeq and is a predicted model, not a curated record. Gene Ontology annotation, molecular function: zinc ion binding; pre-mRNA 5'-splice site binding. The coding region runs from base 253 to 735 and encodes 160 amino acids. The transcript is spliced from 6 exons. Gene Ontology annotation, cellular component: U1 snRNP; nucleus. Lineage: Eukaryota; Metazoa; Chordata; Aves; Passeriformes; Maluridae. Gene Ontology annotation, biological process: mRNA splicing, via spliceosome; spliceosomal snRNP assembly; mRNA 5'-splice site recognition.